This is a messenger RNA of Phycomyces blakesleeanus NRRL 1555(-), 1065 nucleotides long. Its product is annotated as transcription factor E2F/dimerization partner. Bases 1 to 1065 code for a protein of 354 amino acids. Gene Ontology annotation, biological process: regulation of transcription by RNA polymerase II. The transcript has 4 exons. Gene Ontology annotation, cellular component: RNA polymerase II transcription regulator complex. Gene Ontology annotation, molecular function: DNA-binding transcription factor activity, RNA polymerase II-specific; RNA polymerase II cis-regulatory region sequence-specific DNA binding. NCBI's taxonomy places the organism in Eukaryota, Fungi, Mucoromycota, Mucoromycetes, Mucorales, Phycomycetaceae. The record is from RefSeq and is a predicted model, not a curated record.
AUGCGAAUUCGUAAUACUGACAUGGAGGACAGAGGACAAGAUACAAAAAGGUAUCAUACGGAUAAAAGAGACCAAGAAAUGUGUAUUAUCAUUACAGGUAGACAGGCAGGUAGACAGACAGCCCAUUUCCAAAUCAAUUCAUCUGGAUCAAUGAUUACAUCGAAUAUCCAAUCAUGUCGCUAUGAUUCCUCACUUGGUCUGUUGACAAAAAAGUUUGUCAGUCUCUUACAGUCUAGCACCCACGGGGAUCUCGAUUUGAACAGUGCAGCUGCUGAACUCAACGUACAAAAGAGACGGAUCUACGACAUAACCAAUGUACUUGAAGGCAUAUGUUUGAUCGAAAAGAAUUCAAAGAACCAUGUGCGCUGGACUGGAAGUACACCUUCCUUGAAUAGCAGUAGCAACAACAGUCAGAAGAAUAAUUAUCAACAUCAUCUUAACCACGACUACAACGACAAUAAUGAUAAUAAUCGUCGGUUGGAUCAAAUAGAUGAAGAUACUACAGAGCUAUACAGACUAGAGCAGCGGUUACUGACCCUAAAGAGCAACAAUAAUUCCCUGUUGAAUGAGCAAAACCACCUGGCUCAGUUGACUCUAGAAGUAAACGGAAGGAUUGAACGAGAGUGUUCUUACCACAGAGACUACUGUUUCCUCACAUCUGAGGAUCAGGCUCGUCUUGAAAAGCAACCCAUGUCCCAAACAGACACACUUUUGGCGGUUCAUGAACCCUAUGACGCCCUGAUACCCUGUUUGGACAAUAUUGCGCCCCAUACAUAUAAUCAUCACAACCACAAUCACAAUCACAAUCAUCACCAUAACAACAGCCAUAGCAACACCAAUCAUAAUAAUCAUAAUAAUUCUCGAUCUUCAUUUGACCGCCAUAGACGCCAAACAUCACAUAUUUAUCCCAACCACCCAUAUCUACCCUCCACAAUUGAAAACAAGCACACAGUACGGUGUGUAGUUAGAGUGCCUGAUCACUCUGACCAGUCGCUCUUUGGUCGUCUAUCAGAUGGCCAUAGAAAUCAAUCUCUCUCUCGAGCAAGUUCUUUUUAUGCCUCUUGA